CACUGCGCUCACGCUAUCAGUGAGGGAGAAUUAAAGCCCGUGGAAAAGACAUACAACGACAACAGAAGUAGGAGGAUAACAAAUCAUAAUGAGACCUCAAUGGAGCAAUCCAAACAGCUCUCCUGCAGUGGACCGGUUUGCUCUAUGAGCACGCGAAACCGUGACUGGACCGAGGAUGUGUCUUAACGUGAGAACAACAAGGCUUUAGCAUCUACAGGCGUGGAAAUAUGAGAUGAACGCAGGCUGGGGUGGACCGACCGGAAGAUGGGCAAAUUAGCAAAUUAAGUGCUACUCCUCCGUGGAUAUUUUGACGUUUCCUGUGCGAGACCUUCCCUGGCCUCUGUAACGCUAUGUGGAAAUGGACACACAAUACCUUUUUUUUAUACAAGUAAUGCUUUGCAGUGCUCCUGUUAGGUUCAGUUAAACAACAACAUGCGCUGGCGUUAUUAGUGAUUAUCAUGUAACGUUCACUGGAAGCUGUAAUUUAAGCUGCAUGUGAUCUUUGCGUUGAUUUGAUCAUAAUCAGAUGGUUUUAAUGAAAAACAACAACACAACGGGAUAUUUCUGCUAUUUGACAUUUGCCUCAGGGUUUUACAAGCCGUCGAUACUUGUCAACAUGCAUGUCAAUGUGGUUUCAAACCCUCCUGUUUCAGUCAGCUGUCUCAGUAGAGACUUGCUAUGACAGACCAGCAAGUCCACUUAAAUCCCAGAGCAUGUUGAUGAACUGGACUGACCGGCAUCGGCGGUGGGAUCAGACAGAAAUUAAGCUACCUCUCUUUAUGACAGCAGGAUCCAGGACCAUCUCCAGCUCUGCAGCCAGACACGGAGCAUUCCUCUUGGGUUUUUUUGUCGGAUAUUACGCAGAACCAACAGCUGGGGCAGCUUAAGUUUAAAGAGCAAAAGUCCCACCUCCGUUUAUCCGGUUUACUCUAAUUUACAGUCAAACACGUGAGUUAUUUUUUUUUUUCUAAAGAGAUACAACGUUUGGCAGACGUGGUCUAUGUUCUCUUAAAAUCCCUCUCUAAACAUGAGUAUUUUUCCAGUGGGAGAAGUGAAGCUGGGGUGUUUCAGUGGUAAACUUCCACAGCAGCUGUUACCCACACUGAAAGAUGAGACUUUCGAUAUUAGCAUGCUUGUAGUUUUGCCAACACCCUUCCCAGGAAAUGCAAUGCAUUAAUUCCCUCCAGUUGCCACAUUGUAAAUAACUCUGGACAUAUUUUCUAUCACGAGCUCUAUGCCAUCAUUGAUUACGAUCAGCUGUCUCUAUGGAUCACAAUGUUACAGUUUCUGAACCUUACAUUUUCUGGAAGUUGUCUUCAAGUGAAGGAAGGAUGAAGCAGGCAUGAGACUACACAGACUUGGAAGAUGUGUCACUAGGAAUGUGGGAGGAAAUAUGAGUGGCAAUACACAGGACGUGGAGGAGAGUGUUACAAGUUUAAAGUCUACAAGAGAGAGAAUUACAAAAUUUGCUGUGAGAAAAUAGUAUUUUCUUCUCUCUGAGACCCACUGCUGUAUUUGAAUCAGCUCUCCAGGUGUCCAAUUACUACUUGAUUUGAGAACUUCUCCCCCUGUGCACUGUGGGAUAUCCAACCUGAUCUGCAUCUCUAGCCACCUGCAAGUUCUGCACACUUUUAAAUACCCUUGCCUUCGAUUCUGGCAGAAGAAAAUUCUUCAAAAUCUGUCAACAGGAAGCUUUACAUGAUAAAGGUUGUUGUUGUGGUCCAAACAACCCCUUUCUUUAGGGUCUCUCAGUGUGUUUCUCUUUGAAAGGAACUGUGGAUUCCUUGUCAAGUUCUGCAUUCUAGGGAGAACCAAAACAAACUGACCCCCCACUAUCAGAGAGACUUAUUCCCUGUCACUGUGGUGAUGGGGAGCUCAGCCUCAUCUCUCACUGCAGAAACAGAGUCCGACCAUGGCUUCCGCAGCACCCCGUACCCGUCCUCCCCCCCUGUGGGCUGGCUCAGAAACAGCCACAGCAGUCCCGUGUGGGGCACCACCUUCAUCGCACGUCAGCAGCAGCACCCACUGCCUCACCGAGAGCGCAGCCACUCUCACUCUCCUGGCUCCAUGGCAGCAGCAGUGCGAGGCAGCGAGUGGUCUUGUGGACGAUGCACCUUUCUAAACGCCGGCGCAGCGCCUCGCUGCUCCAUCUGUGAGGCGCCGCGCCAGAAACCUGACCUCAACCAGAUCCUGCGGCUGAGCAGCACUGAGGAGCACCGCUGGGCAUGUCCCCGCUGCACGCUUAACAACCCGCAGGGAUCUGGAGCCUGCACUGUCUGCGGUUUCGGACCAUCCCCAGCCACUCACACGCCCCCUACCACUACCAUUGCUUCGACUGCCAACGGCCUCCCACCCGUUCCAGUUGAACCUCUGACAACUAUUGUUACCCCCACAGUUCUACUUGAGCCACAUGGACAGCAGCAGGCAAAGGAGGAGGUGCUUCGGCGAUCAGAAAGCAAUGGAGAGGUGUCUGGUCUGGAAGGCCAUCACUCUGGGUGGGCCUGCCCCCGCUGCACUCUCCAUAACACCCCUGUAGCUCUAUCAUGCUCAGCCUGUGGUGGACCCAGGAAACUUUCUUUGCCUAAAAUCCCCCCUGAAUCACUUGUGGUGCCUGAGGUGCGCACACCUGUGCUGGGGUUUCCUGUCCACACAGCAGGGGCUGCCCCUCUACUCAUAGACCUCACAGAUGACUCUCCCCCAGCACCUCCGUGUGAUCCUCAAGAACCCCCCCAAGUUCCCUCACAGAUCCUCUCCUCCCCUUUUCCUUCUUUCUCCUCCUCACUCCAAAACAACCCUGUACCCCGCAGUAGGAGAGAGGUGCCUCCUCCAGGGCGCCCGCCAAACCCGGGAACCAACACUCCCAGUCCCACCUCCCCUUCUGCGACCAGCGUGCCCCCCCAGCCUGGCCCACAGCGGCCUGCCAAGCCUAAACACGCCCAACCCCAGGAGCCCUCUUACCCCAGCAAGCGCCUCAGUAUCUUAGAGGAAGAAGACUCUCAGCACCAUCCACUAACCCCCCAUCUCGCUGUGGCUUCCUCAGCGGCCCCCACCUGGAAGUGCCCUAGCUGCUCGUUGCCCAACCCCGGCAGCUCGUCAAAGUGCGAGGCUUGCCGAUCAUCACGUGCUGGUGCUGACCUUAUUGACCUCAUGGGCUGUGAGACGGUACGAUUCACCCCGGCCAGCCCCUCCAGUCCGGACUUUAGCACCUGGGCCUGCUCCAAGUGCACGUUGCGCAACCCAACCGGUGCUCCAAAGUGCUCUGCCUGUGGUUCCUCCAAACUACAUGGCUUUCAGGAACAGCAGGCUCUGCUGCCCCGCUGCUGUUCAAACUGUGGUACUGCAUCGUGCUCCUGUACACCUGCCUCCUCUUCAUCCUCCUCGGCUCAUAAAACACGGAAACUAGCCCGAGGCUUCCCUUCUUCUUCUUCUUCUGCGAUUGCUUCUUCCUCCUCCUCCUCCUCUGCCUCAUCCAGCCUUCAGGAGAAGGUGGCACAGUGGAGCUGCCCAGCAUGCACACUGCUCAACGACAUCAAGGCCAAGAACUGUGCAGCGUGCCACACGCCCCAGCAGUACCUCACCCUGCGCAAGGUGGUCAAGCCUCUGAAAAGGAGGGAGAGCAUGCAUGUAGAGGCCCGCCGGCGAAAUGACGAGGGCGAAGCCAAGGAGCUUUGGGAGAACAUCGUCAGCUUCUGCAGAGAGAACACUGUGAACUUUGUGGACGACAGUUUCCCACCGGGACCACGCUCUGUCGGCUUCCCAGAGGGCGACAGCGUCCAGCAGCGAAUCAAAAAGUGGCUCCGUCCGCACGAGAUCAACUGCAGCAACUUCAAAGACCGGGGAGUCAAGUGGUCCGUCUUCCGCACGCCGCGGCCUUCUGACAUCCUCCAAGGCCUGCUGGGAAACUGCUGGUUCCUGAGUGCACUGGCGGUGCUGGCGGAGCGUCCUGAGCUGGUGGAGAGGGUGAUGAUCACCAGGACAAUCUGCACCGAGGGGGCCUACCAGGUCCGGUUGUGUAAAGACGGGACGUGGACGACGGUGCUCGUAGAUGACAUGCUACCCUGUGACGACUAUGGCUACCUCCUGUUCUCUCAGGCCCAGAGGAAGCAGCUAUGGGUGGCUCUGAUUGAAAAGGCCCUGGCCAAACUCCACGGCUCAUACUUUGCCCUGCAGGCGGGGCGCGCCAUCGAGGGCCUGGCCACACUGACGGGUGCUCCGUGUGACUCCCUGAUGCUGCAGGUCAGCUCCACCAACCCUCGGGAGGAACCCAUCGACACGGACCUCAUCUGGGCCAAGAUGCUCAGCUCCAAAGAGGCGGGCUUUCUGAUGGGUGCAUCUUGUGGAGGAGGAAACAUGAAGGUAGAUGAUGUCGUCUAUGAGUCUCUGGGUCUGCGGCCUCGACACGCCUAUUCUGUCCUUGACGUACGAGACGUCCAGGGUUACAGGUUGUUACGGCUGCGUAACCCGUGGGGUCGCUUCUCGUGGAACGGUAGCUGGUCAGACGAGUGGACGGACUGGCCGCAGCACCUGCGUCACGAGCUGAUGGCUCACGGCAGCAGCGAGGGCGUCUUCUGGAUGGAGUACACAGACUUCAUAAAGUACUUUGACUCAGUGGACAUCUGCAAGAUCCACUCAGACUGGCAAGAGGUGAGACUGCAGGGCUGCUUUCCCAGCAAGGCGAGCGGGCCCGUCACCGUCACGGCACUCACCGUGCUGGAGCGGACGGCGUUGGAGUUUGCUCUCUUCCAGGAAGGAAGCAGGCGUUCAGACACGGCCGACAGCCACCUGCUGGACUUGUGCAUCAUGGUGUUCCGAGCGUCCUUCGGCAGCGGCAACAAGCUGACUCUUGGUCGCUUGUUGGCUCACAGCAAGCGAGCGGUGAAGAAGUUUGUGGGCUGUGAUGUGAUGCUAGAGCCGGGCGAGUACGCUGUCGUCUGCUGCGCCUUCAACCACUGGCAGAUGAACGUCAGCGGGACGGGAGGACCCCCCACGCCAAUCUCAAGCCCCACCAGUGGAGCAGCACGACGGCCAAGCCAGGAAUUUCCCGGCUACAUCCUGGCAAUUUACAGCUCCAGACAGGUGAUGGUGGAGCAGGUGGAGGCGACUGCCACCACGCUGGCCGAUGCCAUCAUCCUGCUCACAGAAAACAAAGGCGAAAGACACGAGGGCCGGGAGGGCAUGACGUGCUACUACCUGACCCACGGCUGGGCGGGGCUUAUUGUGGUGGUGGAGAACCGCCAUCCCAAAUACUACCUCCACGUCUCCUGUGACUGCACUGACAGCUUCAAUGUGGUGUCCACACGGGGAAGCCUCAAGACCAUCGACAGCGUGCCUCCUUUGCACAGGCAGGUGCUGGUGGUGCUGUCCCAGCUGGAAGGAAACGCCGGCUUCUCCAUCACCCACCGCCUGGCUCACCGCAAAGCAGCCCAGGCCUCGCUGGGAGACUGGACCCCCACCAAGGCCACACACAGCCCCCAGCUCACUCCAGACAUUGACGGCCUGCACAGACCACGGCCGCUAUGACCACUGCCCACGUCCUCGCACACACAGACGUUUUAGUCCAAUAAAGUGUCAGAGCACUGGAAACCGGGCGAGGGUUAUGAUACACACCUGAAUGUAAAGCACUAUGGAGAAUUUCUGUGCUGUAACGCACCAUAAAGUCUUCAUCCGACCUUGCAGGAUCUCUCCCUUGCCAAGUGGAUGUGCCAUGUCCGGAUGAAAUAAGGGAAGCAGGCAAAAGUAUUUUUCACACAGGAUCCAGUUUAGACUACUUAAACUUUUGGACAUUUUGGUACAAGCGCUGUACGUGGAACUGAUGUCAUCCCCUGCUCGGAAACAGGGUGGAAUGCCGUAACUACUGAGCCAUUUUCCGGCCCACAUUCUUUGAGCCAGCCUCCUGCAACGAUCAGACAUUUAACCCUAUAUUGUCCACAAAGUAGGAGACUUCAGGGGGAGUUUAUCUUGGUACUUAAAAUGAGCCAACUUGUAGUUUCACUCAAAUGUCGUCGUGGUUUUUUAUUAUUAUUUGAGAACACACACAUUGGUCUUACUUGUUGUUUGCGCCACCCUUGUUGCUGUCUUGUCCAUAUUUGGGGGUUUGAGGAAAUAGAAAAAGCCAUCGUUCAUAUUGUACUGUGUUGCAUCAUACUUCAUAUUGGGUGGAGUGGUGUCCAGCCCCUCUAGCUCAGGACCAAACCCAGGAUUUGUAAAGUUAACCAGGGUCAAGCUAGUCUUAAAGCUGAUGUUGCUCAGACUGCUGGAGUCACUGUGGUAAAGAGCAGUGUCAUUGUGAAAUACUGGCACAUAAUAAUAGAAUUCCCGCCUGCAUGGUUUGAUACACUAACAUUCAAUUGUUGCUUUCUUUCCCUACAGAGGAACAACCACUGUAGUGUUUUCUCCCCGUCCCCCUUUACUUUAAUUCAUCUUCACCUCACUUUGGGGUCUAAAUGCUGCAGGCGAGUCAUUACUUGACCAGGUUUGUGAUUUUCCCCCUCAGCACGCUGGAUUUACUCACACACUUUAUAUCUUUACUCAUAAAUCCACAUUUGGGGAGCAACUUUCCUGCCUCUAGACAUUAUAAAGCGUGAGUUAAUGCUGCAUGUUACGCUCUUGUUUUGGUACUUGAAGGUCAGAGAGUAUUUGUGUGUUCCUCACGCUUUCUACAGUUGUCGGUUUACACUUUGAGAGAGCAAUGGAGGAGCUGCUAGCUGUUUGAACACUCACUUUGCCAUGAGGGAGCUCUUAAGAGGAGCUGCUAAGUUAACUUAAGGAGGUCAGGGAUUUUUUUGUUUGUUUGUUUGCUCAAGUGCAGCAUGAGCAUCUGGGCCACCCUCCCAUAAGAAUACACCGACGGCACAUUAGCGACAGCAACGGCAUCCUUGUGUAAUAACAAAUUAGUGUUUAGUCAGACUGCGUGCUCACAUCAGGAGAAAGAAGGGACCCUUGAGACGUGUUGUGACACUGAAAGGAGUUUAGUCACUGUGCAGCGUUGUUUCAAAGGAUGGUCCUGUUUGCUUCUUGUUCUCCAGUGUCAAAAAAGCCAUUACUCCUCAUUCGCCUAAGAUCCAUCAGUCCACAACACAAAUGUUUUGUCAUGGAGAAAGGAACGUGGUACUAUUGAAGUGAGAUGAAGGGAGAGACUUGUCAAGGAAAUGCUGUCUAACUUUUAUGUGGAGAAAACUUGAAAGCUACCAUGAUAAAUUCCUGCAUUUCUCAUAUAGUGACUCACAUUUAAAAAAAAAAAAAAAGAAAUGCUAUUUUUUUUCAUUUUCAAUUCAAACAGUAUGAGGUGAUUCACAUCAGGACUUUAAGCUUGACUCAAGGUGAAGCAACCUUGAGUCUAACAAGUGCUGAAACAUGUCAUGUCACGAGUAUUGGCACUGUGUCCCCAUGUUUGCAGUCUUACUCACGAGCAAACCAACCAGAGCAGUUACUAUGAAAAAAAACAACUGAACAUAUGUUUUCCAAAGAGACAUAAAUGUCAAACGUCCACUGUCAGAAGUCCUCAGUUUGUGCAUCUUCACAGCCCAGCAGCUGUGUGACCUAGUUUAUAUGUCAAAGUGAUUUGCAGGUCUGUUUUGUCUGAAAAUUAUGGAAUACUGAAUGACAGAAAAAGGAAUGUGAUGUUUUGUGGAGUGAGUCUGAUGAGAAACCUGCACUGAAACACCUGCAGUGACAAAGCACCUCACACAUUCAGUGUCACUGCUGGAUCAUUUUACCUUUACACCAGAUAUUGUUUUUAUACUUUAAAUUUGUCAUAACUGUCAUUUUGGCUCUAGCUGGUGUCCUCUGAACCUUCCCCUCUUCUGUGAAGUAGUGUUGGUGACUCUUCUGUGUGUCAUGGGCGCCCCCUGCUGUUUGAAGAGGCUACAGUAAGAUGAAGAAAAAACAAAAAACUAGCUGGUCAUGGAUUGACCAGCCAACACACACAGCGCCUUCUCCCUCCUUUCUCCAGAGUCUGGUCCCUCGUUCUUCUUUGUAAAUUGUACAGACGGCAAACUUAAGCCACACAAAACUAUAGAAAAUGGAAAAAAAAGAACAACCCUUUUAAAAAUUGUAAAAAGAAAAGAAGACUAUGAUGGCAGAAACAAAAAAUACACCCUAUUGCUGAAAAAAUGGAACUCUUGAUGAAUGUGAUAUAUAUUUUAUUGAUCUUUUUUGGUGGGGGAACAUGAAUAUAUGUGUAUAAAAUAUGUAUGUUUAAUUUUCAAUCUCAGGUUCCAAUGGACCAAAUAAAUUUUUUUAAAUUAAAAAAA
Molecule: messenger RNA, 8252 nt
Organism: Labrus mixtus (cuckoo wrasse)
Lineage: Eukaryota; Metazoa; Chordata; Actinopteri; Labriformes; Labridae
Gene: capn15
Product: calpain 15
Exons: 12
Coding region: 1867-5520 (1217 amino acids)
Biological process (GO): proteolysis
Cellular component (GO): cytoplasm
Molecular function (GO): calcium-dependent cysteine-type endopeptidase activity
Source: RefSeq, a predicted model, not a curated record